This is a messenger RNA of Rosa rugosa (rugosa rose), 2352 nucleotides long. Its product is annotated as L-type lectin-domain containing receptor kinase IX.1-like. Gene Ontology annotation, cellular component: plasma membrane. The record is from RefSeq and is a predicted model, not a curated record. The transcript has a single exon. Bases 238 to 2208 code for a protein of 656 amino acids. Gene Ontology annotation, molecular function: ATP binding; protein kinase activity; carbohydrate binding. NCBI's taxonomy places the organism in Eukaryota, Viridiplantae, Streptophyta, Magnoliopsida, Rosales, Rosaceae. Gene Ontology annotation, biological process: protein phosphorylation.
CCGGUCUCUUCUCUCCCCCUCGAUCUGUUCAUUUUGUCUCAAGUAGGUCUCAAACUAGUAUAAAUGGGGCAGGUGUUUUAGUACGUACCUUUAUCAUCAUUAGAUUACUAAGCACCUGGGGCCUCAUCAGGCGCCACAAGGUAGGUAUUGAAGAAGCUGCCCUUCAAGUCCUUUGAAUUUCCAUCUCUGUCUCAUUCUCUCUCUUCUACAAGCUACGCUUCCACGGCGACUUGUAUCAUGAAACUACCAUAUCUACCAAUCCAUAUCCUCUUUUUCCUUUUGUUUCUUCCCUAUGCUAGCUCAAUUUCUUUCCAAACACCCCGAUUUGAUGCGAGUGCAACCAAUAUUGUGUAUGAGGGAGAUGCACUGCCUGCUGUAGGAGUCAUCGAACUCAUCAACAAAUAUAGGUAUAUAUGCCGUGUUGGCAGGGCCACCUAUGCUGAGAGAAUCCCACUCUGGAACUCUCGUACGGGGAAGGUUACUGACUUCACAACCCAUUUCUCAUUUGUCAUCCAAAGACAAGAAAGCGAUGCUUAUGGCGAAGGAAUUGCAUUCUUUCUUGCUCCUUUUGGAUAUCAAAUCCCCCCAAAUUCAGCUGGUGGAUUUCUAGGCCUACUCAACACCACAACCAGUUAUUUCGCCGGUUCCCAGAUUGUUGUAGUUGAGUUUGACCCCUUCGUGAACCCUGAAUGGGACCCUCUAUAUCGGCAUGUGGGGAUCAACAACAACUCACUUUAUUCUGUUGCGAAAACCCCUUGGAAUGUUAGCUUACACGAUGGAGACACUACUGAUGUAUGGAUCACCUACAGUGCUACAACAACCACACUCAGUGUCAAUUGGAGCUACCGAACUACCCCUGCUUCUCCAAAGGAGACAACUAGUCUUUCAUACCAAAUUGAUCUGGCAAAAGUCUUGCCUGAGUGGGUCACAGUUGGAUUUUCAGCUGGUACUGGUGAAGACGCUGGGACACGAUAUCAGAUUGAAUCGUGGGAAUUCAAUUCGACUUUGCAUAGGGAGUAUACCGGUCCAGGUCAUGUAAAGCGUGCAAAUAAGACGUUAACGAUAACAGCAGUACUAGUGACAAUUUCAGUGGGUUCUCUGAUUGCUGGAUUGGUUGCAGCAAACAUUCCGAGGUUGUGCAGGCGGAGAAACAAAGAAGCAGAAGCAGAGGAAGAAAGAUUGACUUCUCUUACUCAAGACAGUAGUGACAGAGGAGCCGGAUCGAGAAGGUACUCUUAUUCAGAAAUUCAAAGAGCUACCAACAACUUCUCCGAGGAGGUGGGUGAAGGAGGGUCUGGUACGGUUUACAGGGGUAACCUUAAUACAGAUUUAGAUACCGCUGUCGCUGUGAAGAAAAUUUCAAGCAGGUCAGGGCAGGGGAGAAGGGAGUACAUGACGGAAGUGAAGCUAAUUAGCAGCUUGAGACAUCCAAAUCUCGUGCAACUGAAAGGAUGGGGGCACGACAAAGAGGAGAAGACAUUCCUACUUGUUUACGAGUUCAUGCCAAAGGGAAGCCUUGAUGUUCACCUUUUUGGGAAGGGGUGUGCUUUAACCUGGGAUGAGAGAUACAAGAUAUGCGAGGGGUUGGCCACUGCAUUGCUCUAUCUUCAUGAUCCAUAUCUUCAUCAAGGGUGGAAGCAAUGCGUGGUGCACCGAGACAUUAAAUCAAGCAACAUCCUACUAGAUUCUAGGUUUAAUGUCAAGCUAGGCGACUUUGGGUUAGCUCGACUUAUGGACUUUGAGCUAGAUCCCGAGACAACUGAGUGGGCUGGAACACAAGGUUAUGUGGAUCCAGAAUAUGUACUCAGUAGAAAGGCUAGUAAAGAGUCGGAUGUUUAUAGCUUUGGGGUUGUUAUCUUAGAAAUUGCUACUGGAGAAAAGUCGGUUGACCACCCUAUGAGACUGGUAAAGAGGGUUUGGGACCUUUACGAACAAGAAAAGCUUCUUUCGGCUGUGGAUAAGAGGCUGCUGCAGAAGUAUAAUAAUGAACAAGCAGAGAGAUUGAUGAUGGUAGGACUGUUAUGUGCUCACCCUGAUCGAGAUGAAAGGCCCUCUAUAAGGCAAGCAAUUCAGUAUCUUCACUUUGAUGCUGAUUUUCCAAAUCUUCCUAAGAAGAUGCCUGUUCGAGUGUAUCAGCAACCUACAUCGCCGUCAGUCAGCUCCAACGAAGCUUUAAGUAUAACAAGCUGCCUUCUAGGUGGUCGUUGAAUAAUUGUGCACUGUUUAAGAAUAAAGGAUGCAGAGAAGAUUGUAGAGAGAAUUGAUGUAUUUUUCAUUGAUAAUAGGAACCUGUUGUAAAUAAUUAUGGAUAAAUCAUAUAAAUAGAUGUUGAGUAAUAGGUGUCUAUCCCUA